GGCAGCAGUACUGUAGGCUGAAGUGUGAGGAGGAGAGAGACUGAGGUGCAGCGGCCAAACAGAGGAUUUGAGCAAAUCUACAUCAUUCUAUGAAUUUUUAGACCAAAGGAGGCAGAAGUGAGAACCAGACGUUGGGGGGAUGUUGAGUCGCUAGUUCCCAGCACACAGGGUCGCCCCCCACCGGGCAGGAAAGAACAGUGGAAUGAGCGGCCGGUGCCAGGGGAGCGGACCCAAGUGAAACGCUUUGGAAUAAACUGGCAGUCGGCCAGGCCUUGCCCCGGAUCAGGCGCUUCGGUUCCGAACUCCCCGGCAGCCGCGCAGCAAAGUUUCCUCCGUCUCCGCCCGCCGAGCAAAGCGACUCUGAGUCUGAGCUCCCAAACUGCCGCCUGAAACUGCCGGGGAACUUGAAACAGCUGCACAGCCGGGACAGCGUCACCCCCCCCAACCAGUACUUCCGGCAAUAAUUAAUCGAGUCAAAGAAAAUGUUCUCAGCAAAACCAGAAAACUGGGUGACGUUCGAUGAUGAAAAUCUGUUCCAACCGACCCCAAAGUCUUCGCAUUUCCCCCAGGGGAAUCAUUACAUGCCUAAAGCCAGUGGGCUUAAACUGAAUCUGUACAAUAAGUCCUACGAAAGUGCUUCAGCUUCUAACCCCACCACUCCCAAUACAUCGCCAGUAAUUGAUUUCUUUAUGAGUCCAAGUCCUCCAGGGAACACACCUCUUUGUACACCUAAUAGAGAUAAUUCAGGCACCCCCUCCACACCAACAUCAGGGUCUUUUAUACUGUACCCUAAUGCUGACGUUUCAAGGAUUUCCUCUUAUUCGUACAUGGACUCACCAAUAGUAUCAACCAACAUUCCACUGUUGACAAAUUCUGCUUUACCAAUAUUACCCAGCCCAAUCAAGGCAAGUACUCCCAAAUACCCAUGUAAUAAUUAUUUAGCAAGUCAGUCUGGACCUGCUCAUACCGAAUGCCCUCAAAUCAGAUGUGCCUUUUCAAGCCAAUUUUGGAAUAACGAGGCCCCCAUUGGGGUUUCUACAUCUGACAAUGAGAUAAAUAGAAAGGAAACGUGCAACAAUCAUCAGAAAAGUCUAAAUCAGCUUUCUUUUAGUUACGUCUGUGAAAAACUUCAACACUUAAAGACGGAAGAUCCACCUGAUGAUCCGAAACAUCCAACUGCUUGUUUAAAGACUGAUAGCCCCUCAUUUAUUCCGAACAGUCUUUUCAGAAAUGAAAGAAAAGAUGGGUGGCAAUUCAUGUUAAGAAUUCCUGAAAAAAAGAACAUGAUGUCUUCUAGGCAGUGGGGACCCAUAUAUUUAACGGUUCUACCUGGGGGGAUUUUGCAAAUGUAUUAUGAGAAGGGCCUUGACAAACCAUUCAAAGAAUUCCAGCUUGGGCAGUUUUGCAGGCUGUCGGAGCCAAAGGUGGAGAACUUCAGUGUUUCAGACAAAAUCCACACUGUUAAAAUAGAGCAUGUUACUUACACUGAGAAAAGGAAAUAUCACCCAAAACUUGAAGUCUUUCAUGAAGCAGAAGUUGAGCAGAUGCUAAAACUGGGAACAACCGAUUACCUGGACCUGAAAGAUUUCAUUACAGCAGUAGAAGAGGAGCUAAUGAACCUCCCACCGACGACAAAGCAGAAGAAGACUUACGAAGAACCAGAAAUGAUUGUUGAACUGGUGGACAAUUUUUGGGGCAGGAUCAACAAAGAAGGAAAAACUACAGAAACCUCUGUUAUUUGCCGCUUGCACUGCCUUUGCUUCAUUAACAACAGUACAGAGUGCUUCUUAACACUGAAUGAUGCUGAACUUCAGAAUGUCUGUAGGGAUUAUUUUGAUAAGGACAGUGAUAAAAGGCUAAUAGCCAUAACGAACUAUCAUUUCCACAAGUGUGUUAAAGCACAUGAAUUCCAGACAUCGAGGGUCCUUAAAUUUAUCCCAGUUGACGCCUGCCGUUUUGAGCUCAUGCGCUUUAAGACUUCUUUCAGUGGGGAAGAACUUCCAUUUUCAGUGAAGACCUCAGCGGUAGUACAGGGAGCCUAUGUGGAGCUCCAGGCUUUCCUGAACAUGUCUCCAAGUUUUACCGACAGUUCAGUCAAAUAUUGUGAGAACAUUGCAAUACACUUUCCAGUUCCUGCAACAUGGAUGAAAGCACUUUGGACGGUUAGUCUACAGAGGCAGCGGUCCUUAAAAACCAAGAUGAACAGAAGGACUUGCCUUGGAUCAACCUACGAAAUAGAAUCCGAGCCAGUAAUACAAGUAACUGUUGGAACAGCAAAGUAUGAAAAAUCCUUCAAGGCUGUUGUGUGGAAGAUUGACCGACUUCCAGAUAAAAACAGUCACGAUCAGCCGCACAGUCUGUCUUGUAAACUGGAGCUGGGGUCAGACCAGGAGAUCCCUCACGACUGGAAACCAUACGCAGAGGUGCGUUUUGUCAUGCCUGCUGCGACCGCCUCCGGGGCCGAGGUGAAAUCCGUGGGAAUAGAGAGCGACGUGCAGCCGCACAAACACAUCAUGCGGAAAGCUUGCUACAACUUGCAGGUGGAGAUCGAAAGAAAACGGAUAAAAACGGAAGGAGAAGAUCCGAGCAGGCCUGGAGAUUGCAUAACGCAAUAAAGCAGGGACAAUUAUGCAAAUGAAUCCCUUCAACCAACUCACAGGGAAUGGAAGUGACUGACUACAAUGCAGGUACAAGAGGGGGGUUGUGGGUGCACUCCUAAGGCCAUAUAAAAAAUAUUUAAAUACA
Messenger RNA from Xenopus laevis (African clawed frog), 2745 nucleotides. It is a transcript of the gene ston1.S, whose product is annotated as stonin 1 S homeolog. Lineage: Eukaryota; Metazoa; Chordata; Amphibia; Anura; Pipidae. The coding region runs from base 483 to 2615 and encodes 710 amino acids. Gene Ontology annotation, biological process: intracellular protein transport; endocytosis; regulation of endocytosis. Gene Ontology annotation, cellular component: cytoplasm; clathrin adaptor complex; synapse. The record is from RefSeq and is a predicted model, not a curated record. The transcript is spliced from 4 exons.